Messenger RNA from Alternaria rosae, 1354 nucleotides. RefSeq lists its product as uncharacterized. The record is from RefSeq and is a predicted model, not a curated record. Gene Ontology annotation, cellular component: Golgi apparatus; TRAPP complex. Bases 29 to 1324 code for a protein of 431 amino acids. Gene Ontology annotation, molecular function: protein binding. Lineage: Eukaryota; Fungi; Ascomycota; Dothideomycetes; Pleosporales; Pleosporaceae. The transcript has 3 exons.
CUUGGUAGCUGGGGACACCAUAGACACGAUGCAAGUUCCACCUGGACGAGGUCAUGGCCGCGCUGCCUCGGGCGAUGAGCGACGACGAACCGCCCUGACGCGCCGUACGACAAAGGGUCCACUCGACGCCGAUGACAUCGUUAUAGACGACCCUCUCGCAGAAAGUACCGCCACCCUACCUGCGCGCGUUCGGUCGCCAGCACGGCCUCAAGCUUCCCCGCAGCCGUCGCACGAGGGCCCAACCCGCGGCAUCGACGACAUUCCCCAUAAAGACUUCAGCUUCCUCCAAGACCCGCAGGCGUAUCACGUCCUACCAGUCACCAAUGUCCCGCCCCCGUUUCUCAAUGCGCCGCAUGCCCCGCCAAUAUCCUCGCCCAUAGACACGCUCCUCUUGUCAGGACACUACCGUCUCGCCGCCAUUGCCGCAGCGCGAAACCUCAUCUCCGCUGCGCCAGGCGACCACGAUACACUCCUCCACCUCAUCCACGUGCGCCUAGCAUGUCUCUGCCUACUCCAAGAACACGCCCUUGCGGCGCAGGAAUCCAAAGUUUUAGGUGACCUCAACAGCGCCUUCUACCUCCACCCCCUCACAAACGCCCAUCUUGUACCCUGGGAUCUACGCCUCCUCGUCGUACGACUAGCAGCAUUGGGAUACGGAGAGUGGAGGAAGGGUAUAAUGGGGUACUACGAACUCGCACGCGAAUGCAGGGAGAGUAUUCUCAAGGCAGGGUCAGACGAGGAUAAAGCGGUUUGGCGGUCGCGACUCCGAGACUGCGGUAUUCGUGUUGCGAAUGUGCUUGUAGAAAUGGGCGAUUUCGAAGGCGCGGGAAGACAUCUGGCAACCCUUGCUGCAGAAGGCGAUCAGACUAGGGAGAUAUCUCUGAUGGAAACACUCGUUUGGCUCAGAGUCGGGGACAUGGCAUCAGCACGACGCUGUCUCGCUCGUGCAUCUUCCGCCUCAUCAGACGCUCUCGUAGACGGCACGUUGAACGCGCUCAUCCAGCUCGCUGACUCAGACUACGCUGCAGCCGCCGAAUCUUUCCAAGCUCUGCACGAAGAAUUCCCCGAAGAUGGGAUGAUAGCGCAGAAUCUGGCCGUGUGUUUGCUAUACAUAGGACGUAUAUCGGAUGCUAGAGACAUACUUAGUCAGCUGGUAGACGAUAGUUCGCCGUUCCACUCACUCGUGCUGAAUCUGAGCACGGUGUAUGAGUUGUGUACGGAAAGAAAUAGGGAGAAGAAAUUGGGGCUGGCGGAUAGAUUGGCUGGGAGGAGGGAUGGUGGUGGAGUGGGGUGGGAGCGUAGUAAUGCUGAGUUCAAGCUGUAGAAAUAAGAGAUUCAAGAUAAUGAAAGAGGU